Molecule: messenger RNA, 1725 nt
Organism: Fonsecaea multimorphosa CBS 102226
Lineage: Eukaryota; Fungi; Ascomycota; Eurotiomycetes; Chaetothyriales; Herpotrichiellaceae
Exons: 1
Coding region: 1-1725 (574 amino acids)
Biological process (GO): transcription by RNA polymerase III
Cellular component (GO): RNA polymerase III complex
Molecular function (GO): DNA binding
Source: RefSeq, a predicted model, not a curated record
AUGUCGGACGAUUCACCUUCGACCGCUCCCACCGCAAGCGCCAGAUCCACUACCCGUGGCGGCGCCGCGAAACCGAGACCUCGAGCAGGAAUCCAACGGAAGACCAAGGCCGAAAGAGAACAGUUCGCGAAAGCAGAAGCCGAACGACAAAAGGCUCGAGCAGCCGAAGUGAAUCGGGGUGCGAGAGGAGGAAGGGCGACGACUCGUGGAGGCAGAGGGAGUUCCGCAGCUGGCCAUAGAGAGGAACCAGUAGCAGGCGGGGGCGUUUUCGGCGCAGGGUCCAGUGCAAGACUUCCAACAAAAUCGAGGACAAGCUAUGAAGGGUACGGUGAGCUGGUGGAGGGUAGCCUGCGACGUGUCGAAGACGCUCAUCAGGCUGCUUCAGCGUCUGGUAGGGCUACAACCGCAGGCCAUAACGGAUCAGGCCAAGCGGUCACUCUCGCUGCUGGAAAGGCCGGCAUUCCGAGAACGGCUGCAGCCCUCGAUACGACUACGGACGAGGAGCCCGACGAUGAGAAUAAACGAGACAUCGAGCGCAUCAUGAUCUCGAGCGACGAUGACGAUGAUGAAGAUAUUGUCACAACGAGUUCGAGAAAAGGGAAACAAAAGGCUACAAGCAGCACAAAGCGAAUGCCCACCAGGGGUUUGGCUCUGAGACCAGUGCGUGCACCUCGAACAUUGAAAGAGGAGGAAGGCCAGGAAGGAGACGCCGGGCGCCUGCGCAGCAAGAGAGCCCGCACAGCUGCGGGCCACAGUAAAGAUGCUGAGCCACAAGAGAUUGACAGCAAAAGUGAACCAGAAGAAGAUACCGAGGAUGCAGGGGACAGUGAAUCCCUCCAAUUCAUCAAAGAACAGCCCUCCAGCCCCGAGAUGCGCAAACGGACACUGAAGAAGCAGCUUGGUGCAAGUGCUGGCAAAACCACUGGGAGGGAUGUUAACAAGGGACCUGUGACGGAGACGGUCGAAGAGCGCGCCGAACGCAUGAGAGCCAUGGAGGACACUCAGAAGCUGCGACGUCUAUUCGUGCCUGCGCCAGCGACAGAUGUGAAAAUGAAGGUGGACGAGGACGAGGAUAAAUCGGAGGAGGAGGAAGAUACCACGUCCGAACUGAAGGAUGGCAAAUUAUUCCUCUUCCAGCUUCCACCACUCACGCCCUUCCUGGUCGAUUCAACGACCGCAAUGCAUACAAACGGGGCAGCAGUCAAGACCGAACCCGGCACUACUGGCAAUAGCACCACAACCAUCGACCUCGAAGCGUCUGACGAACGCACAGCCGGCGCCGCGAAUACCACCGAUCCCGAAAUCAAAGCCGACCCCGACGCGCCUGCGAAAGCGACGGCGAAGCCGGGCCUACAAAUGGACGGCCUCCUCACGGCCUCAGAACCAAAACGUCUGCCCGCCGGGGUCGUGGGAAAACUCCGCGUCCACAAAUCCGGCAAGGUCACCCUGGACUGGGGCGGGACGGACAUGGAGGUCCGUUAUGGGAGUGAGGUGAAUUUCUUGCAGGAUGUUGUUCUCGUGGAGCCUGGGCGGCGGAAGCAAGAAGACCCUGCUCAGGAAGAGGACGAGAAUGGCGGCGCUAGUGGCGGUGGUGGUGACGACGAUGAUGAUGACAGGGCAGAGAAAGAGAAACAGGAAAAGGACAUCAAGGGCACGGCGUACGCGAUGGGCCCCGUGAGGAGGAAAAUGGUCCUGAUCCCAGACUGGGUCAAGUUAUACGACUGA